AUGGCACGUGGGCCGACCUGGCCACGCCCGCUUCUUCACCUGGAGCGCGCGCUCCCUCGGCUCUGGCACGGGAGCGCUUACGGGAAGUGGGUGGAGGGAGAGAUCGCGGCCUCUCCGUGCGGAGCGUCACGGAAAAGCGAAACGACACUGUGGCGCAAGCGAUGUUUGAUUCCCGUGGGUCGAAGAAGGGAGCACAGCAUGGCCGUAGCAGGCGGGGAACAGCUGCUGCUGCUGGCGUUCUUCGUGUCCACUGUGUCAGGGGCCCAGAAGCUCGACGUCACGCCUGACGCAGGCACCAGCCUCAUCAUCGGCGGUCCACGGGUCAGAGGGUGCGUCGUGUGCACCGGGCCAGGACCGUCACCGUCGCCGCCGUGCGGUUCCUCUCUGCUGCUGAACGGCAACACUUCCGUCUCGCUGGACUUUAAUUGCUCCAGACCUCAGGAUGUGUUCCAGGUGGAAAUAGUGCGAAGCGUAGAAUGCAGCACAAAGUCCUGUAACGGUCACAUCGUCCAGUCUGACUCCAGCUUCAGUCUAUUACUGGCUUUUAACCGCACGUUCACCUGGAACCUGAACGCCUCGCCACAGACGGCGUUCAGAAUAGACUUCCCCAAGCCGGGCCUGAGACAGAUCCGUCCAUGGGAGGCGUGUGAGGACGGACACAGCUUCACCCUCCAGGCCUCACGGGCCACAGGGAGCGCCACCAUAGGGAAAUACUGCAGAGAGGGAAGUAUCAGCAGUGUUCAGAUUCAGAGCAACGGGAGGUUCUCUGUGGAGGUUCCUGCAAGACAGAAGCUGCAGAAUGAUCAGUUCAACGUGUCUGUGGGGGAAGAAAUCCAGUCCUUCGCUAAGAUCACACUGACGUUCCCAGAGGGAACCUCGUCCUCUGAGCUGCUGUCUCCAAACUACCCGGACAGUGUUCCCAGCAGCAGCGUGAUAGAGUGGGACAUUCAGGUUCCAGACAAACACGGGACUUCUGUUCAGUUCCAGAACAUCUCACAGCCACGUUGCCUGAAGAACAUGGCGGCGGUGGAGUAUCGCAGCAAAGGGGGAGAAGCGUUGGUCCGGAGCCUCACAGACGCCCAACGUAAUGAGGAAACGGGGAACGUCUCCGUGACGCUGAGGAACUGUGAGAUGGACAUGAAGCGGUCGACCUCGGGACUCUCUGUCAGCCUCAGGGUGUCGAUCACACAAGUGCGCUGCAGGGUGAACAUGAGCGAAGCCGAGGGUCUCGCUCUUCGCGUUGACAAAGUCAGGCCGACCUCCGGGUGCAAGAUUGCGCUCAACUCGGAGAUGAAGGACGAAAUCACGGUCGCGUCAAGCGGGGAGCUCUCGUUCCAGGACUGCUCUCCUGAGGACGUACAGGUCACUGCCACCAGGGUCAUAGAGUGUAGACAACUCAGGGACUGCCCCCGGGCCCCGUUCCCCCUGGUGGUGCCCACGCUGCCCCGCUGCCUCCCCGCCCCCCUGAGCAGCGUGACCUGGACCUUCAGGCUUCCUCAGCACGCCACCCUGGAGCUCGCCUCCCCCCGCGGGCCCCUGAAGCAGGCCCUGCCCGGGCAGCCGUGCACCGACAGCCUCCUGGUCACGCUGACCGAGGACAGCAGGGGCCCCAUCGGAGACUUCUGCCCCCAGGGGGCCGUCGAGAGGCUCCAGAUCCACACCAACGUGUCCGUGACCGUGUCCAACGUGCAGAAGCAGGCCGUGAAGACGUGUUACAAGCACGCGCUCAAUGUGCGUUUCAAAGAGGAAAUACCAGAGAGGUACAUAUUCACCGUGGCUGCUAAGACGGACUCGCCCGUGCUCCUGGCUACUCCCGGCUGGCCGGCGGGAAUGGAGGGUUACUCCACCGUCUCCUGGUUCGUGUCCGUGCCCGCCGACAUGGAGGCGCGCCUGGUCUUCGCCAACCUCACGCAGCCCAAGUGCAGGAGGUACCACACGGACAUCAGCGUGCGGCGGGUCGGCCGGCCCAUGCCGGAGUACAGCCGGCGGGGGGACGAGCCGGCCCCAAGGGAGCUCACGGUGCCCGGGAGCUUCUACCUCAACAUGUCCAACUGUCAGGUGGACAAGGGGCGCUUCAGCGUCCUCACCCAGGUGUCCCUGCAGGCGCCCAAGGCGCCGCUGGCGGCCGUCCUCGGUGCGGCGGCAGCGGUCGUGGCCCUGGUCGUCGUCGCCGUGGUCGUGGCCUGCGUGGUCAUGAAGAAGAGGAAGAGCCAGAGUCACCAAUCGGCGGUGUACGAUAGCGGCGCCGCUCAAGGCUUCCCCAAGCGGCGCGCGGACAACGGGUCCCACGAGUACGCCACCAUCGACGAAAUGCUGAUCUACUCGCACCUUCUGACCGGCGAGGACUUCGAAACGGGGUCGGAGAAGGCGUCCGACGCCGUCGACUCGGGCGGCCCGCCGGUGGACGUCUACCGGGCUUUCCAGGCCCCGCCGCUUCCCGACAGGCCUCCGAGCCGCUCCCUGGUGGACAAUGACCUGUACCAGACUGGCACGGACUGAGGAGCUGUGUGCGUUUCGCCUGAGCUCGCUGGAUCCUGACAUUCGUUCCCCGCCGUGUGUGAUCGUCUGCCUGGCCAACCUAGAAAGCCUCGUGGAAUAGCUUUUAUCUAUUUAAUAAUGUCGUCUUUAGAUUUAAUGCCUUUGUAUGUGCCUGUGCCCCGUCACGGCUGCUUGUUCAGUACCCGUGUGCUGGUUACGCGCCGUUUUUACAGCCUCAUCGGAACCUGUGGACUCGGUGCCGGUCCGUGUUGCGGCCGAUCACACCAGCACGCUUUGUCCGUAGUUGUUCUCCUCUUGUUUAACAGGGUGCAGGUGAGUUUGCUGUGAACGCUUCUAGAUUUCAUCACGCCAUGAAUGUGCCUCGCAGAGAGAGGCUGAAGUUAUUUUAUUUUUCGGGAAAGCUGAUGUGCUGCUGCCUGGGAUGUGUUUGUGUGCAGAGGAGGUGGACUUUUCUCCGUGUCCGUAGGUUUCUUGUAAACUUAUCUUGAAUGAUAUGAACUAAGUAUGGAACAUAAUUUAUUAUUUCAGGCCCACAUUCCCCUUGUGCUGGACCACAGGGACCGGCCAUACAAUGAGCGUUACUCUUUGCUGGUCGAGUGAAAUGGGAUUAAAUGAAUGAUUCAGCUUUUAUUCCCAGAUCCUGCACCAGAAGAUGGAGUUUACAGAAAUGUGGCGGGUGUUUGUGUCACGGUUCUAGAAGGUGGAGGUGCAUGUGGUGAACUACAAACCUAUUUACUGUGUUGGGAGUUAUCUUAAAGCUCAUUUGUCUGUUUUGUGAAAGGUCUCAGGUUAUUUGUUGUCUGAGAGGUUCAGAAACAGCAGCUCUAGGUAUUUAACUAGACUUUCUUCUUGUCUUCAGGACUUUACGUGUUUCAUGGUACCGCCUGUUCUUCUGUGUGUUAUACAGACACUAAAGCUGUAACAUGGGCCCGAAUGUAAAACACUCUUUACUUGAAUGCAUGUCAGACAUUUUACAGUGGUUUCAGGUUCCUCAGCUUCUCUAUUGCGUGUGAAGCAGUAGGCGGUAAGUAAACAGAGCAGAAGCUUCAAAUAAACGGUGAAAAACUCA
Betta splendens (Siamese fighting fish) is the source of this 3568-nucleotide messenger RNA. Its product is annotated as CUB domain-containing protein 1-like. The record is from RefSeq and is a predicted model, not a curated record. Bases 1 to 2499 code for a protein of 832 amino acids. Lineage: Eukaryota; Metazoa; Chordata; Actinopteri; Anabantiformes; Osphronemidae. The transcript has 9 exons.